Molecule: messenger RNA, 708 nt
Organism: Microthlaspi erraticum
Lineage: Eukaryota; Viridiplantae; Streptophyta; Magnoliopsida; Brassicales; Brassicaceae
Source: the annotation of a GenBank genome assembly
AUGAAAUGGUAUAUACAAGGGUUGGUGUUUGGAUACCUCAGUGUCCCCCAAAGAACUGGGAGACUAGGUCGUGGUCUGGAGAUGGUAGACGGCCAUCAGGAGCACUCCACUCAACUGCCUCUUGUCACUCGAUCGAGCUUGCUCUCCUCUUCCUUCUUCCUCAAAGUGUGUGGCUUCCUUGGCCUUGGUGGAGCAUUGGUAGCUCGUACUGUCCAUAGGGGUUCCAUCUACUCCGGGGAGGCUCCUGGUAAGGCAUGGGAUCGUAUUCAAAUCCCGGAUCCUCGAACUGGGGCUCCUCCAGGUCAGCUCGACCGUCAGCUCGAUCGAGUUGAGUUUCCUCUGUUUGGACUCGAUCGAGUCCGGUGGUCGAGCUGGAGCGUCUGGCCUUGGAAGUCUUCCUCCUUCUCUGCGUGUUGUCUUCUCCUUCCCUUGGCUCGAAAGAAGAGGCUCUGUGAGGCUCUUGGGCAGGGAGCCUCCUUGGAGUGGGGGUCUGAAGUCAAUGUUCUCACCCCUACUACUGUGGUGAGCUCUGGGUUGGGCAGGAGAAGCUUGGAGGGUCCAGCCAAUGGAUGUGUGAACUUGAAUUGGAAUCUCCCAUCCAACUCCUUGUGCUCAAUGAGAAGGUUGGUCUUGCAAAACUUGAUGUCCAUCCAACCUGGUUCAGUGGCUCUCUAUCAGUUGGGUUCACUCCAGCAGCACACAAGAUAG